UGAAGAGCUGACUGACUACAUACUUUGUGGAGAACUAUUCAAGCUGUGCAAUGGCAAAGCGCGUGGCCGUUCUUCUCUCCGGUUGUGGAGUCUACGAUGGCACCGAGAUCCAUGAGGCAUCCGCCGUCCUUGUUCAUCUGAGUCGCGCUGGAGCCAAAGCACAAAUGUUUGCACCGAACCAGGACCAGAUGCACGUUAUCGACCAUAGUGAGGGAAAGCCUUCGGGCAGCGGAAGAAACGUCCUGCAGGAGAGCGCCAGAAUUGCCAGGGGUGACAUCACAGAUUUGGCCAAGUUGGAUGUUUCAGCGUUUGAUGCUGUCGUCAUACCUGGUGGUUUUGGUGUGGCAAAAAACUUCAGCGAUUGGGCAGUGAAAAAUAAGGACUUCACCAUCAAUUCAGAGGUAGAGAAGAUCCUCAAAGAUUUCCACAAUGCUGGAAAGCCAAUAGCCAUGUGCUGCAUUGCUCCAGUCCUUGCUGCCAAAUUUUUGCCUGGUUGUGAGCUGACAGUGGGGCAGGACAAGGAGAGUGACAUGUGGCCGUACGCACAGACGGCCGGCGCUUUGAAGGAGAUGGGCUGCAAGCACGUGAAUAAAGAUGUGGAGCAAGCGCACGUUGAUGUCAAACACAAACUCAUCACCACACCGGCUUUCAUGUGCAACGCUCCCAUUCACAAGAUCUCUGAUGGAAUCGGCGUCAUGAUUAGGGAAACACUGAAACUCGCUUAAGUCUUGUACGAAUAUAAUUCCAUAUGUUCACAUAAUCGCAUAUUUGUUCAUUUCAUAUAUUGAUGCCCAUAAAUUCAUUGUUAUUAUAUUACAGUGUUUAGCUUAUUUGCUGGGCAUCUGUGACCUAUGACUUUUUCUUGUUAAGAAGCAUGAAGUAAGAUCCUUUCUACCAACCAAAGUCGUAACAGUUUUUUUAGUCAUGCUUCAUUCUAGUGAUUUUUCAGUUUUUCAUGCCAUGCCUGAUUUAUAGGCUGGCAGCAUCCUGCCGAUUUGCAGAAACAUAAUAUAAAGUGUAACAUUGUCUGAUAUCGGGACUGAAUCUUUUCAAAGGCACCUACGGGCACUCGAGAACCGAGGUCCAGACCUGUAUUUUAAUUGUGCUUUUCAUAACAAAUGUAUUUAGCUUAGGUGUUUAUCAUUUUCUUUAUUACACCGGAAUUGUGUGUCGUCAUCUUUUGUCCAUUUAAGAGAAUUAAAGAAAAAAAAAAAGGACUUUUUCCUGUUCAAGCUCCAAAAUCUCACUGUGUUUGUGUAUUGCUUACCUUUGAUUUGAUUUUCUACCAUGUAAACUCACAAAACCCUUGUUCGUUUCAUUGUUAUUGUCA
Messenger RNA from Corythoichthys intestinalis (scribbled pipefish), 1330 nucleotides. RefSeq lists its product as uncharacterized. The transcript has 5 exons. NCBI's taxonomy places the organism in Eukaryota, Metazoa, Chordata, Actinopteri, Syngnathiformes, Syngnathidae. The coding region runs from base 51 to 725 and encodes 224 amino acids. The record is from RefSeq and is a predicted model, not a curated record.